GAUAAUCAGAUGUAGAGCGUGAGGAGAACAAGGAUGACCUGAGGGCUUUGUGGAAUUUCAGCUUUCAUUUUGGAAUUACCAGCUCCUCCAAGGCAGGAGGAGGAGGAAGGUCUGUUCUUCACUCUCUUAUUCAAUCCUGUGAAGAAGAGAAGCAGAAGUCUGACAGGAGGAUUUGGAAUGUUGUGAGGAAUGGAAGCAGCUCAGAGGUGAAAUCUUCACUUUGUGUUUCCUCUAAACAUGUUUCAGUUUCCGUGUUUCGUUUAAAAAUCUGAUGAUGCGGUGAGACGGAGCAGCGUUGGAAGUCAAUGUAGGUCACUGCUCCUAAUCUGCUGCACGUCAUUGUUUCUGAGUCAUCCGAUGGGCGAAGAGACAGCAUUUGGGAUCAGCUGAAGAUGUGACCACAGUUGUGCUGAAGAGGAACUCGGCAAGCUUGGUUUCACCAUCAGAACGCUGCAAAAGCAUUAAACUUUGGUUUACCACACAGCAGCUUCAAAGACUACGAAGCCUGGAAGCAACCUGUGACUCAUCACCCCCGUUAAACUCAAGAUGAAGUUUGGCAGCCGGCUGUGCACCUUGAACGUUGGCGGUCGCAGAUUUUCCUUCCCGGCUGAGCUGGUGAAGCGUCUUCCUCUCAGCAGGCUCAGCCGGCUUCACCGCUGUGGCUCAGAGAGUGAGCUGCUGGAGCUCUGCGAUGACUACGACCAGGACAGAAACGAGUUCUUCUUCGACCGGCACUCGGAGGCCUUCAGCUUCAUCAUGCAGUACGUCCAGCACGGAAAGCUGCGCUUCAUGCCUUACAUGUGUGAACUGUCUUUUUACAACGAGAUGCUGUACUGGGGCCUGGAGAGUUCUGACCUGCAGCCGUGCUGCCAACGCCGCCUGGAUGACCGCAUGUCAGACUGCUACGUCCAUUUCUUCCCUGAGGAGGAGCCACGGCCCCCCCAGGAGCCUCAGAGUCGUUGGCUGGAGAGGACGAGGAAGACAUUUGAGGAGCCCACAUCCUCUCUGCUGGCUCAGAUCCUUGCCUCCGUGUCAGUGCUCUUCGUGAUCAUCUCUAUCGUCAUGCUGUGUGCGAGCACCUUACCAGACUGGAAGUCUCCAGAGACCCUCAACCAGCACAGGUACCAUCAGUCCAGAACCAUCGCAACACAAGCACGUUCACACUGGAUCAUCGAGGCUGUUUGCAUCGGUUGGUUCACAGCUGAAUGUCUCGUCCGAUUCCUUGUGUCUAGUGAUAAAUGUGAAUUUGUUCGUCGCCCUCUGAACAUCAUCGACCUGCUGGCCGUCUUGCCUUACUACGUUUCAGUUUCUGUGACAAUGCUGACAGGGGGAAAUUCCCAGCUGCAGCGAGCCGGCGUUCUACUACGUGUCCUGCGCAUGAUGCGAAUCUUCUGGGUGAUAAAGCUGGCACGUCACUUCCUGGGCCUGCAGACCCUUGGCCUGACCCUACGCCGCUGCUAUCGUGAGAUGGUGAUGCUUCUCAUCUUCAUCUGUGUUGCUAUGGCAAUCUUCAGUGCACUAGCCCAGCUACUAGAGCACGGUUUGGACCUGGAAACUGGAAAUCAAGAUUAUGCCAGCAUCCCUGCUGCCUGCUGGUGGGUCAUCAUCUCUAUGACAACAGUAGGAUAUGGGGACAUGUACCCAGUGACGGUAGCGGGCAGAGUGCUGGGUGGUCUGUGUGUGGUGAGUGGCAUCGUACUCCUAGCACUACCCAUCACCAUCAUCUACCACAGCUUUGUCCAGUGUUACAAUGAGCUGAAGGUGCGCUCUGCUCGCUGUAACUACAGUCCAUCAGCGAAAGUCAUCGACUGAAUUGGAUUCUUCAACUCCUGAGGAGGAGAAGCAACAGCUGACCACAUCUGGUUCUCAUCUACUGUACUAAAGCUGGUUUAGAACUACGUCACCUUUAGCGAUGACAGCAUAAAACGCAUGUCCAUUAGAAGUAGUAAAAUAAUGUCACUGGUAAAAGCUGUGAGUCUGUGGAUUGAACCAGAAUCAGAAUUAUUUUUACUGUCAACGCCCCAGCUUCCUGAAGCAGUCCAGCCUGACCAAGGUUACACGCAGCGACACGUAGAACAAAAACAGAUAGAGGCAGACCACGAGAGCAGCUGUCAACGGGCAGGGGCAUUUCAGAGGUUACCCCAGAGAGAGCUGCAGCCUCAGUGCAUGUGCCUGAUCGCUGUUGUUCACAGGUCGGAGGGAGAUCGAGGGUGUGAAGAGCAUGUUGACUCCUUCAGUUGGUGACCUCACCAGGCUAGACCACCAGUCCAAAGGCCAGGGGUAGGGCAGUUUUUCACAGCAUUCCUUCAUGGAGAAUUUUAUCUUUUGCACCUCUAAGCUGCCAGGGCACAAGAUUCAGAAUUGUUUGGGUCAGGCAGAGACCAUUUUUUCUCUGCCUUUCAGUUAUGUAACUGGUCUUUAGUCUCUCAGUAAAUCCAAUAAUUGGGUAUUUAACUUGCCAGUGCCUUGCAGUGACUUUCUCCAGGAUCACGUCCAUUUUGCACGCUAACACCGGGAUUGCAGCUAGGAUCUCUAGCUUGUGUUUCACCUUGAGCAGUGUCCCAGUCUGAACCGUCUCUACACGGCUGAGACUUUCAGUGGGUGUGAGUGGCACUCCAAUAGCAACCAACUCCCCAGUUUUCCAAAAUACCAGAAAUCCUCCCACUCCAAUCAGAAGAAAUGUAGAGUACAACCCAGGUCGAUAACAGAGCCCAGCAUAGGAACUGGGAGGAAUUUUAAAGAUGCCAGCAAGUUGCUAAUAAGUCCCAGAUGUAUACAAUGGAGCAAAAAAGUAUAUAGUCAGCCACCGAUUGUGCAAGUUCUCCCACUUAAAAUGAUGACAGAGGUCAGUAAUUUUCAUCAUAGGUACAC
Molecule: messenger RNA, 2871 nt
Organism: Nothobranchius furzeri (turquoise killifish)
Lineage: Eukaryota; Metazoa; Chordata; Actinopteri; Cyprinodontiformes; Nothobranchiidae
Product: voltage-gated potassium channel regulatory subunit KCNG3
Biological process (GO): potassium ion transmembrane transport; protein homooligomerization
Cellular component (GO): membrane; voltage-gated potassium channel complex
Molecular function (GO): delayed rectifier potassium channel activity
Source: RefSeq, a predicted model, not a curated record